UCUGUAGGCAGGAGCCAUCGCGCAUGAUCCACUACACGGGCGGCCAGAUCGUGGCGCUGUGCUCCAAGGACCGCGUGGUGCGGCUGGUGGACGUGGUGGCUCAGAAGGAGGUGCUGCCCGCCAUGGUGGGCCACACGGGCAUCGUGCGCGCCGUACUGCUGUGUGAGGAGAGAAACAUGGUCAUCAGCGCUGGAUAUGACCUCAGCAUCAGGUGUUGGAACAUAAAGACAGGUGUGUGCACCGCGCUGCUCCGAGGCCACAUGGGCACCAUCACCUGUCUGGACGUGCACGGGAACCGCCUCGUGUCCGGAGCCAAGGACUGCAAGGUCAAAGUGUGGGACCUUGAGUCGGCGAGGUGUGAGGAGCACCUGGUGUUUAAGCACCAUCACCCCGUGCUGUGUGUCAAGAUCGACAAGGCAUUUGUGCUCAGCAGCUGCGUCGGGGGACUCGUGAAGAUGUGGAGCCUCGAGGGCUCCUUGAUUAAGGUGGUGUCAGAUAAGUGCCCAGUGACGUGUCUGUACUUUGAUGAAUGGCACAUCGUGACGGGUGCAACGGAUGGCCAGGCAAUGGCCUGGAGCACCAACCCGGACUUCAAGAAGUGCCUCAAAGUCUUCAACCACCCUAUGGAGGUGUUGUCGGUGACGUGCCUGUACCUGCGCGUGAUCACGGGCUGCGUGGACGGCUACAUCCGCAUAUUCAACUUCCUAUCCGGCGAGUGCAUCAGGGUCCUGAAAGCCUGCGGCCACAGCAGCCCAGUGCACUCCGUACAUGUGUCUGAAAACAACAUAGUGGUGGACACAGACGACGGGGUGACGCUGCUGCAGUUUGCGCGCGGUCGCUGGGACUACACGUCGUCGAUGGAGCGCGAUGCCAAAGACGGCGCGUCGUCCUCCACCGCCGCCAACGGUGGUCCCGCUGCUCCCUCCGUCAGCAUCCUCAAGCACACCAACGCCUACGUGCGCGCCGAGCGGAUGGCUGUCAUCGGCGCCUCCAACCGCAAGCUCUUCCAGCAUCAGCAUCAGCACCAGCAUCAGCAUCAGCACCAGCACGCACUGCAUUCCCCUAAUCCACUGGAUGAGCCCUCAGCCGAAGCUGCUGUUGGAAGUGGAAGUGGAGGUGGAGGAAGUGGAGUAGGAAGUGGUUCUCUGAUGGCAAUACCUCUCUCCCACAGCUCUCGGUCUGUGUCCGCAAACAGCAUGCAACAUGCCAUGGAGGUCCAACAGGAGUCUGCGCGCAGGGCCAACUGGGCUCAUGUAUACAAGCGUAGCCGGGCUCACAGCGAGCUGCAGGCUGACGUUGUUGCCCUUAGUGGACAGGACACUACGCCUAGAAACACAGGGCGUGAGACGACCCUGAUAAGGGAGGAGCUGAGCCGCAGCGAGUGGACCCUGCUGCGGCGCGUGAGGAAGAGGGCCCCCGCCCCCCACGUGCCCCAGCAAGGGCCCCCCUCCCUGGACCAGAUGCUGCUGUCCCUGGGCAACUCCUCGCAGCUCUGUCCCCUGGCCGAGCCCCUGCGCUCCAACACGGAGCUCAACGCCCGCACUGUGCGCAACGCCUGGGGCUCGCCGCCGCACUCCCGCUCGCCCACCGAACCCAACCGCGGACGGCCCGGACCCGAACCUGAACCCAGCCACAAACAACAUGAAGUCAACCGCAAAAGAUGUGAGCCCAACCAAGAACCCAACAGCAAACGAUCCGGACCCAGACCCGAACAUGAAACGGGCCCAGACCCAACACCUACACCUGCACCCCAGCCCGCCCCGGCGCCUCCAUCAAACCCUCUCUCAACCACUCUGUUAACGCCUCCGUUGGCACCUCCGCCUCGGACCGACGCGAGGCCCAAGAAGACGUCAUCUGCCUCGUCCUCCGCCUCCUCCGUCUCCUCCACGCCACCUCUGGUCGCCCCGCAGCAGUACUUCCAGAAGCUUCCGAAGCCGUCCAGCUACCCGCGCUCCAAGGUGAUAUACACCCCUCUGAGGCAGCUGCCGCUAACCUCCUCCUCCUCCGCUGCCUCGUCCGAACCCGACGCCAACGCAGGACGCAGGACGACGACUAGGAGCCCUGACGAACCGCGUCGGCAGCGAGCGCGCUCUUGUGUGCCCCCUCUGGAAAGGUCAGGGGUCAAGGUGAAGUCCAAGGGUCGAGACCCGCUUCAGAGGCCGCUGAGGAAAAAGAGGCCACAGACCGCCGGACCAACAUGUACCGCAGCCGGCAAGGUCCCCCAGGUGACCUUUGCCCCCAGGUCUCCUGCUACAGGUGACAGCGGCGCCAGCUCCACCACCAUCACCCCCGUCCUCUCACCCCCCAGCCUGUUCACUCGCACUCCUGCCGACGUAUGCCAGACCCCAAUCAAGCAUGUGGAGUUCAAGUCUGCCAAGGCCAGCCCCCAGCGCCUCCACAACCCGCUGGAUCCCUUCCGAGACCACAGCGGCUUCCAGCUCCGCACCCAGGCCCAGCUGGAGGAGUAUGUGCGCGCGCAGACGGAGCGUGGCUGGCAAGAGAACGCCAAGGGCGACAGGGAGGAGAGGUGGCAGUCGCAGUCGCGGAAAAUGACAUUGUGGGGCCUACUGGCGAGAGGGCUGCCCCACCAGCACCUGAGCCAGGAGAGGCAGGUGUACGCGCCAGAGCUGGGGCCCCACGUUUACAUCUGAGACACACACACCCAUUUAUGGACAUGAAGUACAGUCCAUAUUUCUUACAGCUCAACCAAAGACGACCACUUGUUCUGAGUCACCUCUAUUUUUUAUGUUUGCAAAAAAUCCCCCCCAAAUCAACCUGUAAUGGGAAUGUUCUGUAAUAUUUAACUUUUGGGAUAUUUGAAGAAAAAGGCAUAAUAAAUGAAUUGCUAUUUU
Messenger RNA from Engraulis encrasicolus (European anchovy), 2852 nucleotides. RefSeq lists its product as uncharacterized. Bases 24 to 2651 code for a protein of 875 amino acids. Gene Ontology annotation, molecular function: protein binding. The transcript has 10 exons. The record is from RefSeq and is a predicted model, not a curated record. Lineage: Eukaryota; Metazoa; Chordata; Actinopteri; Clupeiformes; Engraulidae.